Molecule: messenger RNA, 3828 nt
Organism: Leptopilina boulardi
Lineage: Eukaryota; Metazoa; Arthropoda; Insecta; Hymenoptera; Figitidae
Exons: 1
Coding region: 1-3828 (1275 amino acids)
Source: RefSeq, a predicted model, not a curated record
AUGCCUGGUAAACGAAAGUUUGCAGGCAUUGGGAGACCUGCGAAGCGACCCAAUUAUCAGACCAUCCUUGAUGAGUGCGAGGUCACUAUUGCACUCAUCAAGGAUGCUCUUGAAUUACUCGCGAGUUUGCGCAAUGGCGCUGUUAAAAACGAGUUUAUAGCGCGAUGGGUUGCAGAAUGUUCUUGCAACGAACAAGUUUUAACAAGUCUUUUAAGAUCUAUGCAAUUUACGCAUGAGAAAAGUCGUUGCCAGAACAUUCUACAAUUCAUUAUGAGAUUUAGAGUUUUGUUCGAAUCUCAAGCGGUAGAGGGCGGUGGUAUACAAGACCCUAAUAUUAAUAAUCGCGUGCGUUGGGCUAUGUGUGAGUCAGCGUUUGAGUGCCGAUUGUACACGUAUGUCAUAUUAAAUAUUGUACAUGUAGAUAUAGGUGCGUUUUUGAACGAUGCGGCCAUUUUGUUUCAAGAGCACAUUCAAGAUGCCUUAAAUCAAAAUGGUCCCAUUAUCGUAUAUGGUGUUUUAACUGCUAAUUUUAAAAGAGUGCAGAAUGAAGUGGAGGUAGUGCAGCCAAUUCCAUUCUCUUCUAAAUCUAACAGCAUCUUCCCCACAACUUCAUUGGAGGAUUGGUUCGAGGUCAAUUUGAAGCAGCCAAUCCUGAGGAAUGUGGAGGAGUUCCAUGAGAAGGGGUCCAGCUGGAAUCUGCAGUCUAUAGUUAAGUUAGAAAUUAAUGUUAAUAAAUAUAACCCCAUGCGUGCGAGUUCAUAUAUCAGUUUACCCCCAAAAAUAAGAGCCAAACAUGCGUGUAUUAAUGUAGAAAAUGAAAAAGAUAAUAAGUGUUUUAAAUGGGCUAUACUUUCCGCUUUACAUGACGUGUCACAUCCCGAACGUGUGUCUAGUUACACUGAUAUUGAAAAUGAAUUAAAUUUUGAUGGUAUUGAAUUCCCUGUAGCGCUGAAAAGUAUACCUAAAUUUGAAAUGCUUAACAAUAUCUCGAUAAAUGUAUACGGUCUUACCAAAAGAUAUGGUAAUUUCUCUGUUCACCCUCUUCAUCUGACCGCAGAGAAGAGGGAUCAGCAUGUAAACCUGUUACAUGUAGUAGAUUAUUAUAUAGAUGAAAGUGUUAAUGAAGAUAAUGUAAACAAUGAUUCAAACGAUAUUGAUUUUAUGAAUUUCCACUAUGUUUGGAUUAAAAAUUUAUCGCGGUUAGUAUCCAAACAAUUGACUAACCAUAAAUGUAAAAAAUAUAUUUGUGAUCGUUGUUUACACUAUUUUUCAUCAGCGGAAAAAUUGAAUGUACACGAUGAAAAAUGUAAACGUAUGAAUGUAUGUAGCGUAAAAUUACCGAAUGCUGAAAAUUGUAAAAUUACCUUUAAAAAUUAUGAUAAUAAGGAGAAAGUUCCUUUUAUCAUCUAUGCCGACUGUGAAAGUUUACUUCUUCCCGUUGAAGAAGAUACAGAUAAUUUAAGUAAAACUGAAAUUUUCCAGCGUCAUAAAUUGCUUAGUAUAGGUUAUUAUGUAAAAUGUAGUUACGAUGACUCAUUGUCCGUGUAUGUACCGUGUCCGAGGCAGGAAAAUGAUCCUGCCAAGUGGUUUGCUGACGAGUUAAGGCAAUUUUCCGAGAAAAUUGAUAAUGUAUUUAAGAAUCCUAUUUCUAUGGAUGCCUUAACUCCUCAGCAAAUUGCUGAUUUUAAAAAAGCAAGCGUAUGCCAUAUUUGCCGUAAGAAUAUUCCAGCUAAUGUUAAAAAGGUUCGCGAUCAUUGUCAUCUUACUGGCAAAUAUAGAGGUGCUGCGCAUGAAUCAUGCAACUUGAAUUAUCAUGAGUGCCAAAUUGUACCCAUUGUAUUUCAUAAUUUAAGUGGGUACGAUGCACACUUUAUAAUUCAUGCUGUAUCGACGAGCUUUGAAGGCCGAGUUGACCUCCUCCCCUUGAACAAGGAGAAAUAUAUAUCCUUUACGAAAAAUAUCAAGGGGAGUGUGGUUAAAUUACGCUUCAUUGACUCGUUUAGAUUCAUGGCAGCAUCUCUAGAAAAAUUAGCGUCAUAUCUUGACGAAUAUAAAAUUGUUGAAUCCGUAUUUGCCAGUACGGUGACAGAUCGUGAAAAAAUUAAAUUAUUAACGAGAAAAGGUGUCUUCCCUUACGAGUAUUUAGACUCGCGAAGUAAGUUGGAUGACACCGAAUUACCAGCCAAAGAGAGAUUCUAUAGUACUCUCUAUGAUGCUGGUAUAUCCGAUGGUGAAUAUGAGCAUGCGCAAAAAGUCUGGUCUGAAUUUAAUUGUCAAACCUUUAACGAUUACGUUCACCUUUAUAUGAAAACAGACGUGUUAUUACUCGCCGAUGUCUUUGAGAACUUUCGCGAACAAUGUUUAAACGCGUACAGGUUAGAUCCAGCACACUAUUAUACUACCCCCGGUUUAACUUGGGAUGCUAUGCUCAAAUAUACGGGCAUAACAUUGCAACUUAUAACCGAUAUAGACAUGAUGAUGUUUAUUGAGUCGGGUAUCAGAGGUGGUAUUAGCCAGUGUUGUAACCGUUACGCUAAAGCGAACAAUCCCUAUAUGGAUCAGUUCGAUCCUACGCAAGACACCCAAUAUAUUAUGUAUUUUGACGCGAAUAAUUUAUAUGGUUGGGCAAUGGCACAAGCGCUACCAAUUGGUGGUUUCAAGUGGAUUGCCAACCCAGACGAGACCUUUGACUUCAACGUACCCGACGACUCUUCAGUCGGGUACAUGUUGGAAGUCGAUCUCGAAUAUCCUGAGAGCCUUCACGAUUCUCAUAAAGACUUACCGUUUUGCGCAGUUAAUGCAAAACCUCCCAUGUCUAAGCAGGAGAAAUUACUCACAACUCUCCUGCCUAAAGAGAAGUACGUGAUGCAUUAUCGUGCAUUGAAACAGGCUCUUGGGAACGGUCUCAAACUAGUCAAAAUACAUCGGGUGCUCCAAUUCAACCAAUCACAAUGGUUGAAACCCUAUAUAGACUAUAAUACUGCCAUGCGAACAACUGCGAAAAAUGAAUUUGAAAAGAAUUUAUUCAAAUUAAUGAAUAACGCAGUGUAUGGUAAGACCAUGGAAAAUGUUCGCAAGCAUGUAGACAUUAAAUUGGUUACACACUGGUUCGGCAGAUAUGGUGCCGAAGCCCUUAUCUCUCGGCCCAAUUUCCACAGUCGUGCAAUAUUCGAUGAAGACCUUGUGGCCAUCGAAUUACGAAAGACUGAGGUCCUACUCAAUAAACCGAUUUAUGUGGGUUUAAGUGUGUUGGAUGUCUCGAAAACGCUUGUCUAUGACUUUCACUACAGUUACAUGCUUCCGAAAUAUGGUAAAGCAUGUAAACUGUUGUACACAGACACUGACAGUCUAGUGUACGUAGUGAAAUGUCAAGACAUAUAUAAAGAUAUGAAAGAAGACAUCCACAAGUUCGACACAUCUGACUAUCCGGUAAACAAUGCGUAUGGUAUUCCGCAAGUCAACAAAAAAGUACUCGGCCUAAUGAAGGACGAGUGCAAUGGUAAAAUUGUUACCGAAUUUGUUGGCUUGCGGAGUAAAAUGUAUAGCAUACGCGUUGAAGGUGAAGAUUUCGUUAAGAAAGCUAAAGGCAUUAAAGCGGGAGUCGUCAAAAAGUCUAUUCAUUUUGACGAUUACGUUGAAUGCUUGCGUGAUUUUAAGAUUCAGACUAGAACUCAAUACAACAUUAGGUCACGGUUACAUAAUAUAGAAACAGUUAAACAAGUUAAAGUAGCAUUAAAUCCGUAUGAUGAUAAAAGGUACUUGCUUACCGAGAGUACUGAUACUCUACCCUGGGGUCACUAUAGGAUCCCAGAAAUCGAAGAAUUGUAA